This is a messenger RNA of Calliphora vicina (urban bluebottle blowfly), 2496 nucleotides long. RefSeq names its product serine/threonine-protein phosphatase 2B catalytic subunit 2-like. Gene Ontology annotation, biological process: calcineurin-mediated signaling. Gene Ontology annotation, molecular function: calmodulin binding; calmodulin-dependent protein phosphatase activity. The transcript has a single exon. Gene Ontology annotation, cellular component: calcineurin complex; cytoplasm. The coding region runs from base 706 to 2397 and encodes 563 amino acids. NCBI's taxonomy places the organism in Eukaryota, Metazoa, Arthropoda, Insecta, Diptera, Calliphoridae. The record is from RefSeq and is a predicted model, not a curated record.
AAAUAUUUUUUAUAGAGCAAUACCACAAUGCAACACUGAAACGAACAUUACACGAAAAAUAAAAUUUUUGUCGAUUUAUUGCAAAAAAAAUUGUAUACUUUUUCCUGAAAAUUUAAUAAAAAUAUUUAAGUUAAAAAAGUGUUACAAAGGAAUUGUUAAUGGAAAUGUGGUGAAUAACGACACGAUUAGGGAACUAAAUUUAACAAACAUAAACGUUGAUUAGAAAAAAGUGAAAAUUUUUUUCGCAAACUUGAAAAAAAGUCUGCAAAGAGAGUGAAAAGAAGAACAAGUAAAAAAGAUUUGCAGAGAAUACCAUUUUUUCUUAUUGGAUUUUAAUAAAAAAAAUUAAGCCCAGAACAAGUUAUUAAGUUUGUAAAAUUUUUAAAGCUAAAAAAAUUUUCUACUUGGAAAAAAUUUAAAGGAUUUCUUAAAAGUAUUUGAGAUAAAAUAAUAAAUAUUUAUUAAACAUUGAAUACACAUAGCUAUUGUUAAAAAAAGCAAAAAAAAAAAAAGAAAGAAAACGAAAGGUGUGGAGGGGAGAGUGAUAGAAAAAAGCGAAGAAGAAUAAAAUUGAAAAGGAAAGAAAGGUGGAGUUAAAAGGAGAAUUGAACGAAAAGAAAAAAUAAGGAGGUGUAGUUAAAGUUGUUGAAUUUUUGUGCUUGUUGUGAAAGGGUUUAAAUAGAAAGGAACAAAAAAUCCUCAAACAUGUCUUCGAAUAGUCAAGCAACAGCCGCUACCGGCAACCAACAAUCAUCUGCUGCCUCUGGUACAACAUCAGGUACAGCUUCUGGUUCCGCCGAACAACAGCCAUCGUCGGCUGGCAGCCAAUCUAAUCAGGACAGCCCUACUCGCAGUAGCCUAAGACCUGCUAUAAAUACUACGGAUCGUGUUGUAGACAGUGUGCCAUUUCCUCCUAGCCAUAAGCUUACCAUGUCUGAAGUAUUCCCAGAUCCCCGAUCGGGAAAACCGAACCAUGAAUUACUCAAACAACACUUUAUUCUUGAAGGUCGCAUAGAAGAACCACCCGCCCUGCGCAUUAUCCAAGAGGGCGCCGCCUUAUUGCGCCAGGAAAAGACCAUGAUUGAUAUAGAAGCGCCCGUUACAGUGUGUGGCGAUAUUCAUGGCCAGUUCUAUGAUCUAAUGAAACUAUUCGAAGUCGGUGGCUCACCAGCCACUACUAAAUACCUCUUUUUGGGUGACUACGUCGAUCGAGGAUAUUUCAGUAUUGAGUGCGUACUUUAUUUAUGGUCUCUAAAGAUUACUUAUCCCAACACUCUAUUCUUAUUGCGUGGCAAUCACGAGUGUCGUCAUUUAACCGAAUACUUUACAUUUAAACAAGAGUGCAAGAUUAAGUACUCGGAACGUGUUUACGAUGCUUGUAUGGAGGCCUUUGACUGUUUGCCAUUGGCGGCCCUAAUGAACCAACAGUUCCUGUGUGUUCAUGGAGGCCUUUCGCCAGAAAUACACGAAUUGGAUGAUAUUAGACGACUGGAUCGUUUUAAAGAACCUCCAGCUUUUGGACCUAUGUGCGAUUUGCUGUGGUCAGAUCCGCUGGAAGACUUUGGAAAUGAAAAGAAUUCAGAUUUUUAUACGCACAACUCAGUACGUGGUUGUUCGUAUUUCUACAGCUAUGCGGCCUGUUGUGACUUCCUGCAGAAUAACAAUCUACUUUCGAUAAUACGUGCCCAUGAGGCUCAAGAUGCUGGCUAUCGUAUGUAUCGUAAGAGUCAAACCACCGGUUUCCCCUCGCUUAUAACCAUAUUCUCGGCACCAAAUUAUCUUGAUGUAUACAAUAAUAAAGCGGCCGUUCUCAAAUAUGAAAACAACGUCAUGAACAUACGUCAGUUUAACUGUUCGCCCCACCCCUAUUGGCUUCCCAAUUUCAUGGAUGUAUUCACUUGGUCCUUGCCUUUUGUGGGCGAAAAGGUUACCGAAAUGCUCGUGAACGUUCUCAACAUCUGCUCUGAUGACGAACUAAUGACCGAAGAAAGCGAAGAACCUCUAUCCGACGAUGAGGCAGCACUGCGAAAAGAAGUUAUACGCAACAAAAUACGAGCAAUUGGAAAAAUGGCUCGUGUCUUCUCGGUGUUGCGAGAAGAAUCCGAGUCCGUAUUACAACUUAAGGGUCUUACUCCAACCGGUGCCCUGCCUUUGGGUGCUCUAUCGGGUGGCAAGCAGUCAUUGAAAAAUGCCAUGCAAGGUUUUUCUCCCAAUCACAAAAUCACCUCAUUUGCCGAAGCUAAGGGUCUCGACGCUGUCAACGAACGUAUGCCACCCAGACGUGAUCAACCACCAACGCCUACCAGCGAUGAACAUCAUCAAAAUCCAGCAACUGGACGUGACGGCAAUGGCAGCACAGCAUCAGGUAGUACUAACAAUGUCACUCAUAGUGGGUAAAUUAAUAGGCCAUUAAGCAAUAUACUACAUACAUACUAAAUGUAAACACAAAACUAAGAAAUUAAAAACAAACAAACAAAAAAAAACAUAAAACAAAAA